AUGCAGUUUGCCGACAAAAAAUUUGGAGAGUUCCUAUCCGAGCUAGGAAUCAAGGAGAAGUUCUCCUCGGUAGAACAUUCACAGAGUAAUGGUCAAGUAGAAGCAGCAAAUAAAGUCAUUCUGAAAGGACUGAAGAAACGACUCGAUCAAAAGAAGGGCUCAUGGGCAGACGAGCUAGCUUCGGUCAUAUGGUCUUACAGAACGACCGCCCAGUCAUCUACCGGAGAAGCACCAUUUCGACUCACCUACGGAGUCGACGCCGUCAUCCCAGUCGAGGUCGGGGAGCUGAGUCUAAGGUUACUCCUCGGCGGGAGAGAUGAGGCAGUGGAAAAGGAUUUGAUUGAAGAAUCUAGACAGAUGGCCCACUUUACGGAAAUAAUGAUUAAGCAAAGGUUAGCCCUGAGGUACAAUAGCAAGGUACUAAAAAGAAGUCUCGAAGAAGGCGACCUAGUGUUGCGACACAACGACAUAGGAUCGCCGACCCUAUGA
Molecule: messenger RNA, 489 nt
Organism: Arachis duranensis
Lineage: Eukaryota; Viridiplantae; Streptophyta; Magnoliopsida; Fabales; Fabaceae
Exons: 1
Coding region: 1-489 (162 amino acids)
Biological process (GO): DNA integration
Molecular function (GO): nucleic acid binding
Source: RefSeq, a predicted model, not a curated record